UUAUCUUCAAGAUUAAAAACAAAUGGUUCUCUUAAAACCUUCUGCGUUUUCAAAAUCACCUAAGCCUCUUCCACAGCAAGGCGGCUUCUCCGACUCUCUGAUCGGUGAUACUGUCGAGGCAGCUGAUGCUUUUGUAAGCCAAUGGGUCUCACCACACCUCUACGAUUCUUCUUCCACUUCCUGCAGCCUCUCUUCCCUUUUCUCCGCGGAGAACCGCGGAGAAGGAAGACGCUUCCUCGACGUCCUGGCCAAGUUACAUUACGCUAUACAGAGCGCCGGUUUGGUGAAUCCGGACUCCGCUAAGCUUUCUCAAGCACGUGAUCUGAUGCAGACGGCUAUGAAGUAUUUGGAGAAGGAGUUUUAUCGCGUUUUGAAAUCGAACCGCCGAUUUUUUGAUUCAGAAUCUAUCUCUAGUUUGUCUAGUAACGAGAAUGUAGAAGGAGAUGCUGAUGCUAUCGAGGAUUUGAAGAUGAUUGCGAACUGCAUGAUCUCAUCCGGUUACGAGAAAGAUUGUGUUAAGAUUUAUAAGAAACUCAGAAGAAAGAUGAUCGUCGAGGCCUUGUCUAACCUAGGAUUCGAGAAGCUAACAUCUGCGCAGAUGCAGAAGCUAGAAUGGGAGAUUCUCGAGAAGAAGAUCAAAGGUUGGGUGAGGCUUGCUAAAGUAGCAUUCGUCACGCUCUUUAAUGGAGAACGAAUCCUCUGCGAUCGAAUCUUCUCCACAUCCUCCUCUUCCUCAUCCGUCUCCAUCGCUGAGUCUACCUUCGUCGAGAUUACGCUGCAGAGCGCGUUGAAACUCUUUAUCUUCCCGAUAACCGUCGCGAAAUGCAAGAAGACAGCAGAGAAAAUCUUUCCCACGCUCGACGUUUACCAGACGAUCUUGCACGUUAUUCCCCAAAUCGAGCAGAUCUUCAGCUAUGAUUCAACCGCCUGCGUGCGAUCGCAGGCGGCUGAAUCUCUGGAGAAGCUCGGAGAGUCCGUGAACGCGAUGAUGAUCGAGUUCCAAUCGUCGAUCACGAAAGAGUCUUCCAAAUCGCCGAUUCCAUGUGGGGGAGUCCAUCAGCUCACGAGGUACGUGAUGAACUUCAUCGUCUUCCUCGCGGAUUACAGCGACUCGCUCACCGCCAUUAUCAAGGACAAGGAAUCCUCGUUGCCUUUACCGGAGGAUUACUAUAAUAACAGCAACAACAACGAAGAGAAUCCAGGAAACGCUGGCUCUCCGAUGGCAGCGAGGCUCGCGUGGCUGAUACUCGUCUUGCUCUGCAAAAUCGACGCCAAAUCUCGUCUCUACAGCGACGCGGCGCUCUCGUAUCUCUUCCUCGCCAACAACCUCCACUAUGUCUUGAUCAAGGUGCGUACGUCGAACCUCAAGGUCGUUCUGGGAGACGACUGGGUGGCGAAUCACGAGGUUAAGGUGACUCAGUACCUCGAGAAGUACGAGAAAAUGGCCUGGGGAGAUGUGAUCGCGUCGCUCCCGGGGGUUUCGACGGCGGCAGCGAAAGCGGAGGAGGCUUUGAGACGGUUCAACAAGGCGUUUGAGGAGACGUACAAGAAGCAUAAGAAUUGGGUCGUACCCGACCCGAAAUUGAGAGACGAGAUCAAAGCGUCUAUAGCGAGUAAGCUCAUGGGCGGGUAUACGGGUUUCUAUAAGAAGUAUCCGGUCGGAUCUUCGGAUAUUGUCAGAUUUACCCCUGAAGAUCUCAAUGGUUACAUAUCCGACUUGUAUAUCGGCUUGAGAGGAUCCGUGCCCGUAUCCACAAACUAAAACGUCUUUGGAUCCGGAUAUUGCUCAAUGUAAAAGCCCAAAUCACUGUGUUGUGAAUAAUGUAGAAAUGAUAUUCAAAUUGUCAACGAAUCAUGACCUGAUUCUGGGCAAAAUAAAGCCCAUGAAAUAUCAGCGUUAGGCUUCAAAUCGGAAUAAAUAAAUAUUGUAAUAAUUAUCAGCUGUAAUUAUAUUUAUUUAUUACAUUUUUUUAAGAAAAUCUUGUAAUGUUAUAAAACAUUAUUUAUCACACAACAUUAAUAUUGAGAAAAAACAUUACAUUUGGGUCCUAAAUUUAAAUUUUGAUUUAGGCGUUCAAAAUAUCUGGGCCAACCCUGCAAGGCUGCAACAAAUGAGAACGUAUGUGUUUGUAUGAAUUCAGUAAAGGCUAAUACUUUUAUUUUGUGAUGUUUACCAUUUUAUAAGCUACACUAACGGUUUUCAUUGCAGUUGGAAGCUAUCACAACCGUAGAGCAAAUUCUGGUUUUAACAUAUUUUUAGUUUCUGAAAA
Brassica napus (rape) is the source of this 2270-nucleotide messenger RNA. RefSeq names its product exocyst complex component EXO70H1-like. Gene Ontology annotation, biological process: exocytosis. The record is from RefSeq and is a predicted model, not a curated record. Gene Ontology annotation, molecular function: phosphatidylinositol-4,5-bisphosphate binding. The transcript has a single exon. Gene Ontology annotation, cellular component: exocyst. Bases 23 to 1762 code for a protein of 579 amino acids. Lineage: Eukaryota; Viridiplantae; Streptophyta; Magnoliopsida; Brassicales; Brassicaceae.